AUGCAAGCUGAAGACAGCAACGGUUCAUUCUGGCAACAAUUAUUUCGAAAUACUGGUAUCGGAUUUCUCAAUGACAUAAACGCAUGGCUUCGAGGGCGGCGACAUCGGACAGAGCAGAAGAAGAUCGUUAUCAGUACUUCUCCAUGGCUUGCUCUCAGUCGUUGUGGCGUUCAUGUCCUUCCAGUUCUGGUCUCAACUGCUAUAGUCGGAGUCAAUCUUCGACAAGUGUUCAUCGGCAUUGACUUCAAGAGUUUUGUCAGUUCCGAGACGAUCAAUGUCGCUCUCCUCCAAGUUGCAGCCAAACUUCAAGAACUCUUGAUCAUUGCAAGCCUCGCCACAAUCGUCUUUCAGCUCCUACGGGACGAGCUGAUAUACGGCGAUGGUAUCCCUUUAGGGCUCCUGGGGGCUGGGAUUGAUUUCACUAAAUUAAGCUACUUCUGGUCGCCUGAACUUUUGGGCGGUGCUCGGACUUUGUUCAAGGGUCGCAGAAAGUACAGGAAGAUCCAAUUGGGGCUCUUUAUCAUCUUUGCUGGCGUGCUUGCCGUGCUUACAGGACCCUCAUGUGCUGUGCUCCUCGUCCCUUCAAAACAGGACUGGCCAGCUGGAGGCACCUCAUUAUUUCUAAACGGCACGAAGGAUGAGUUCUGGCCUGUGCAGCUUGCCUCAAGUCCAUUUCUUGACUCAACUUGCUCUUCCUCCACUGGAAUUCGCUACGGUAUCUGUCCAAGUGGUGGUUUCCAAUCAAUUUGGUCACAUUACGCCAAAUAUGACCAUACGACGUUCACCAAGAUCGUCAAACCCUACGCGAAAGAACUUUCUGGCAACCAAUUUUACUGGCCAAUUGAAAGUAUGCAGCCAGUAUCCCCCAGUGUCAUCUCCUUGAGUGCACCGCAAGUCAAUGGUUUCGCUGUUCAGCCUCUGAUGUCUAUAUCUGUGCUUUUGGACAAGAUUAUGCAAGAUUGGUGGAGCGUUAUGUUGAAAAAGAAGCAUUUCGACGAGCAAAAUAUCGAUGACAGACAGGCCGCGUCGUCGAAUAUCUUAACUCCUAUCGUGUCGGUAGAUUGCUCAGCGGCUGAGCCGAUGGCUGCCUCAAAUCACACUGUGCAGUUUCCCACGUUUGACAAAGCUCAAAAGUUUCGAAUAGAGGAAGUCCCAGAGGUCCACAUGUCUAGUUCGUCUGCAGACCACUUACAAUUCGCCUGGGUACCUCUCUCGGCGAGCUAUGAAUCGGUCACCGUUGGAGCCAUUUUACAGUCAGCUUGGAGCAGGGUUAACCAGUCACGUCUUGUUGUUGGUUGCGCUGUGCAAGCAAAGUGGGUGCCCGCUCAUAUUCGGACAGAUGCCUACACGUUUUGGGAAGGCUGGUACCCAAAAAAUAUUUCAUUUGAUAUGCCGUAUCCUAAGAAGGGGGAACCUUUGCUGGACGGAAAAACCGAAAGUCUACGAGAUGCUAUCGCCGUCGACGAAGGAUGGUUGAAGAUACUUACUCCUCCAACUCCCAAGGAGGGACCCGGCUUCUUUGAUUGGGGUCCGUCGACGAUCGAAAGUAUUCUCAGCAAUUUUGAUAUCUUGAGAGACUAUCCUGACGACAAUCGCCGUGAUGACGCCGAGUACAAUGGGAAGCGCCUUGAUCUGCUUGCUUCCAUCAUAGGAAGUGUAUUCGCAGAUGGCGUCUCAAGAGUCAACGUAGACCGGGCGUACAAUACCGAAGGAAAUCCAUCCCAAUGGUCUCUUGCAGAGAUAGAAAUGGAGAAGGGCUUUGAGGCUCUUCCUCUGGAAGGCAAGCAGGCUCUGAAGAAGCCAAAGACAAAUGCCGCGGAAGCAAACAAAAUCUCAGUACAAUUUUCAAUAAGUGGUCACAGCUACAGACAUGAAUUGGUUCAGAUCCUUUCGAUGAUCGUUCUUUUUGUGCACAUGGUAGUGGCAAUUCUACAUACUGCGUGGACAGUGGCUAGGGGCAAGUCCUCUGCCUCAUGGGACUCUAUCACCGAGAUACUUGUCCUUGCACAAAAUUCGAAGCCUGCUUACCGAGCACUUGAGAACACAGCAGCAGGUCUCAAGUAUCAACACACGUACGCGAAAAAGGUUACGAUCCGGCCAACGAAACUUCCGAAUGCCAGCGAGCCUGAUCAUCUGGAAUUGCUUCUCGAGGAGGAAGAGGUUCAUGCAGACCAUGAGAUGGUUGACGUGGAGCACCUCAGUCUCCCUCCCCCUCAUUCUGCCCAAAGUUCAGUAUCUAGUACGCGUGAGACAUCGUCUCAUCCCGUGAAUACAACACGCGGCGCAACUUGGCCGACUUAUCGAAGGCAUAGUAGCGUUCAGUCCAUGAGGUCAAUAGAGCAGAGCGACGCGCAAAUUUCGAAACCAAACUCGCCACUUCUCAAUCCUGUCAAUCAAGACUUGAGUCCUCCACCGCAAUUACGAGUCAAAGAAGACUACAUGUACGGAUGA
Bacidia gigantensis is the source of this 2451-nucleotide messenger RNA. RefSeq lists its product as uncharacterized. The transcript has a single exon. Lineage: Eukaryota; Fungi; Ascomycota; Lecanoromycetes; Lecanorales; Ramalinaceae. The record is from RefSeq and is a predicted model, not a curated record. Bases 1 to 2451 code for a protein of 816 amino acids.